Heteronotia binoei (common prickly gecko) is the source of this 10675-nucleotide messenger RNA. It is a transcript of the gene REV3L, whose product is annotated as REV3 like, DNA directed polymerase zeta catalytic subunit. Gene Ontology annotation, molecular function: DNA binding; nucleotide binding; DNA-directed DNA polymerase activity. Gene Ontology annotation, biological process: error-prone translesion synthesis; double-strand break repair via homologous recombination. Lineage: Eukaryota; Metazoa; Chordata; Lepidosauria; Squamata; Gekkonidae. The record is from RefSeq and is a predicted model, not a curated record. The transcript has 32 exons. The coding region runs from base 458 to 9739 and encodes 3093 amino acids. Gene Ontology annotation, cellular component: zeta DNA polymerase complex; nucleus.
UCCUUUGCUACUGUUCUCAACCAACCGCCCCCUUCCAUUGCUCAAUGCUUGUAGUUGGGUCUGUGACGACAUCAUCAUGGCAACAACCGCCGCAGUCGAGAAACUACUGCGUUGGUGCUCCCGCGCUGAGGGAAGAGGGAGGUUUUUGACCGUGAAGUGCACGCAACGUGCCUGGUUUUAGGGCCUUGCCGCGGCAGUUGCUGUUUCAACGGCACGCGCGCUCUCUCUCUCUUAGCCGCCCCUUCUACCGCCUCCUCCCGCCCCCCUACGUGCUCCGUCCGCUCUUGUCCAUGCGCGCGAGCGCGAGACGCGGCGGGUGAGGACGGGGAGGGGUCUGCGCUCGUGCUGCAGCGGCAGGAGCAGCAACAGCAGCUGGGGCAGGCGGAGGAGGGAAGCCCCGGCCCCGGGGUAUACCCAACGGCCGCCCUCACCGGCGCUUGCUGUAGCGACGGCGAACAUGUUCUCAGUGAGGGUCGUGACCGCCGAUUACUACAUGAGCAGCCCUCUGCCCGGCCUGGACCCCUGCCAGUCCCACUUCAGGGAGGCCCCGGUCAAGAGGGUGCCAGUGGUGAGAGUCUUCGGAGCCACCCCGUCAGGUCAGAAGACUUGUCUUCACUUACAUGGUAUCUUUCCUUAUCUAUAUGUUCCCUAUGAUGGCUAUGGGGAACAACCAGAACAUUUUCUUCGUCACUUGGCAUUCAGCAUUGACAGAGCACUCAAUAUAGCCUUAGGAAACCCGUCCUCUUCUAUUCAGCAUGUGUUCAAAGUGUCUCUAGUAUAUGGGAUGCCUUUUUAUGGUUACCAUGAAAAGGAAAGACAGUUCAUGAAGAUCUACCUUUACAAUCCUGCUAUGGUGAAAAGAGUAUGCGAUCUUCUGCAAGGCGGAGCCAUAAUGAAUAAAUUUUACCAACCUCAUGAAGCUCAUAUUCCCUACCUCCUCCAGCUGUUUAUAGAUUACAACUUGUAUGGAAUGAAUUUAAUAAACUUGGCUGCUGUGAAGUUCAGAAAGACAAAGAAAAAAGGUUAUUCAUUGGAUGACACUGAAUGUGUUAGAGAUCAUUUAUCAGGACGUUCAACUACUAGUGCCAUUCUUCGAUGGGAAGAUAAUCAAAUACCAAGCUCUUUAGUACUAGAGGACGUUGAACCACAAAGUACCUGUGAGUUGGAGGUGGAUGCGGUAGCUGCAGAUAUUUUAAAUAGAUUGGAUAUUGAAGCCCAGAUUGGUCAGAAUCCAGGUUUACAAGCCAUAUGGGAAGACGAGAAACAACGUCGUAGAGAGAACAAGGAGUCCUCUCAGAUUAGUCCUCCUAAUUCACAAGAUCGUGGAUUUGUGACUGCUACAGAGAGUGAAAAAAUCUUUCAGAAGCAACUUAAAGAAAUCCUCAAGCAAAGUGAUCUCUCUGUGACAUUUUCUGGAUCAGUAAACUACGGCAGUGGAUCACCAGAAUUCUCUGCUGAAUUGACACUACAUUCUGAGGUAGAAUCUCCAACAGUUGUUCCAUGUUCACCUGCCAGUAUGGUAGAAGUGCAUAGUGAUAAAGAACUAAACAAAGAGGAAACUACUGAGAAGUAUAAAGAAGAAGAUGCUCUUAUUAAUGAAGAAGCUAUUCUGAGUGUCAUGGAAAAUAGUCAGCACUUCCAACCUUCAUCUCGAAGAUUAACUAAAACUCCAGUUUUCAUGGAUGGUAGUGCUGAUCAAGCAAUGGUGCGUCUCUUGGAUGGUUUGGAGGAUGAAGGCUAUGAAAUUGGAGAGCAAAGAACUUUAUUGCAACAUUUUUCUCCUGGAAGCUGUAGGAAUCUACACAACAGCGAUGAUGAAGAAAAUGAGCCACAAAUUGAAAAGGAAGAAAUGGAGCUAAGUUUGCUUAUGUCUCAACGGUGGGACAGCAACAUUAAUGAUGCCAGUGAAAAAAGAAGGUCAGCUGACAGAAGUAAGAAUCAGAGCUCAACUGAAGACAGCUCUUCAGAAGAAGAGAUGGAUUGGAGUGGUAAUGAUUUACUUUUGGCAAGUCUGUCUAUACCUCAGUUAGAUGGAACAGCAGAUGAAAACAGUGACAAUCCUUUGAAUGAUGAAAGUUCUCAAACACACACAUCUGUAAUCGCAGCAAGCAAAACUUCUGUAAAGUCUUCGAUUUUUCACAAAGAUGAUGAUACUCUGGAGCCCCCAUCUUCAGCUAAGAUUACUUUUCAGUGUGAACACACAAGUGCCCUUUCUUCUCAUAUUUUGAACAGCAAUGACUUGGAAGGGCUUUCUCAGCCAAACAAGAUGGACAUAAGACCUGACUUUUCAAUCAGUUCUUUUACAAAAGAAAGCACUUACAGUGUAAAGUAUCCAACACCCUUCAACAGUAUCCUCCAUUCAGAGAAUUUACACAAGGAAAGUAAUAAAAGUGAAACACUCCAAGAUUUGUGUGAAACUGCAUAUGAAGACCUCUCCUCAGCAAGCAGACACCUGCCCAGCAGGAAGUACACUGGCAUCAGAAAGGCUACAAAGGACAUCUCUUUGCAUGCAAACCACCAAACUGGUGAAGGCAGUUUGGUUAAAAAUGUCCAUAGCACAACUAUAAAUAGCCUUUUUUCAGCACCAGAAAAUGGUGAUUUAGUGUCUUGCUCAGAGGUUAAUAGAACUAUUAUUCAUUCUGCUGCAAAUAACACUGAUGAAGAUAGCCUUAAUAAUCUUAAAAUUAGAUAUGAAGAAUUUCAGGAACAUAAAGCAGAAAAACCAAACCUUAGCCAACAAACACCACAUUACAUGUUCUUUCCUAGUGUUGUUCUUUCUAAUUGUCUCAGUCAGCCACAGAAGUUAGGUCCUGUGACAUAUAAGCUGCAACAAGGCAAAAAGCAAACUAGAUUAAAACUAAAUAAAAAGAAACUGAGUCCUAGCAAUCCACAGGAGUCUGCAAAUCCCAAUGCAUCCACAAAAGAGAGCUGCUAUAUACAAGGUAGUGCCAAUAAUGAUAUUCCUGAGAAGUUCAGUCUACUACCAAAUGAUAUCAUUCAAGUUCCUGAAAGUGCUUUUGUAAACAAAAUGUCUAUGGAUACUAGUAACUGUGCUGACUGCCACUUUGGAGCUGGAACUCAAGAAUCUGAACAAUCAUUUGGGCUGUGUGGAAAUAAAUAUACACUCCGUGCUAAACGUAAAAUAAAUUAUGAGACUGAAGACAGUGAAUCUAGCUUUGGCAUGCACAGUUCAAAAAUUAGCCUACCUCAUUGCAUAGAAAAUGAUGAAAAUGUAGAUGGGUCUAAAAAGUCUCAAAAACGAAGAAAACUUUCUAAAAAGUUACCACCUGUUAUUAUAAAAUAUAUAAUUAUUAAUAGAUUUAGAGGGAGAAAAAAUAUGCUUGUUAAACUAGGGAAAAUAGAUUCUAGUGAAGAGCAAGUUAUACUUACAGAGGAAAAGAUGACUCUAUAUAAAAAGCUUGCGCCUUUAAAAGACUUUUGGCCAAAAGUUCCUGAUUCUCCUGCAACCAAAUAUCCUAUUUAUCCAUUAACACCAAAGAAAAGUCACAAGAGGAAAGCAAAAUGUAAGUCUGUUAAGAAGAAAAUUGGGAAACUACAAAAUACCAGUAGUAAGAAUAUUAAGAGAACUCUGUAUUUCAGAAAAAGAACAUAUGCUUUUCUUUCUCCCCCUCUCCCAUCAUAUAGUACUGAAGCUGAAGACUGUGAUUUGAACUAUACUGAUGUUAUGUCUAAACUUGGUUUUCUCUCUGAAAGAAGUGCAAGUCCAGUUAAUGUUUCUCCACCUCGCUGCUGGUCUCCCACUGAUCCAAAUGCAGAAGACAUUACGACUAAUAUAGAAAAAGAAACUUUGGUGUUUAAAGAUGCUAAUGUUUACAGCAGUAAGACUGUUAUUUCUGUGCACAGAAGACAUAGCCAAUCAAAAACUCAGGUUAAGAAAUGUAAAAAGCAAUUUGUUGGUGCUGCUGUACGAACUAAUAAAAAGAACAAGAGCAAUCUAACUCAUAAACCAGGAAAUGAAGUUAAGAAGAAGCCCAGAGCAAAACUGAAACAAAAAAUAGAAAAAGUCUCAAAGUCCAUAAUAGAUGAAAAAAAUAGUAAUCCUCCAGGAGCAGAAGUUAAACGUGUACUGAAGCACCAUGAUUUACCUGAGAACAUUCAGAGCAUGGGAAAUUUUCAGCCACUCUUUACACAGAAAGAUAUUAUUUCCACUGGAUAUUCAACAGGACAUCUACCAUCAACACAGCUCCCAUUGACAGCUAAUGCUGAAGGAAAUCCAUUGAUUUAUUUCCAUGCGCUGUUAGAAAAUGAAAAACCUGUAGGGUGCCAGGGUUCCCCUCUGACACAGGAGAACCUUCAUCCAGCCAUAGCUUCUGUGGUUUCUGGAAGAGAAAAAGCCAAAAUAAACUUCCAAAGAUCUAAUAGUCAGAGCUGUUUAUAUAGAACAAAAGAAUCCACCUUAGUUCAAAAUAACCAGUCGAACCAUAUAUCCCAGGUAACACUGAAUGCAUACAAUUCUAAAGACAUGUCCAAAAAAGCAGAAGAGAUUACAAAUACACAAAACAGACUUUUGUGUUCUGCUGGAAAGGCAAUCGAAAAUGUCAGUACUUCAGACACAAUAAAAACUGAUCAGAUUCAUUCCAGUAAUUUUUUGCACUGUAAGGAUAGUCAGCAGCAGAUUGUUUACCUUCCAGAAGCAACGAAAAAUUCCGAUCAUAUUUCUUUUUUUAAAACUUCUGAGGAUAGCCAUGGACCUUUUCAGUUGCCCAAAAAAUGCUUUGUAGCUUCUUUAAGAAGUCCAGGGAAAAAACUAGGAUGGGAGCAGAAACAGAGAGGAUUCAUUUUGGAUAUGUCACAUUUUAACCCUGAAAAAAAUAUUAAGCAGCAUGUUCUAUCAGAAACAGUCUCUCAAACCAAAAUGGAUUCCCAGUGCAUAAGUAAAACUCUGGUAACUCCUUCCGCAUUUACUGAAGGACAUUCUGGGUUAGCUGUUCUAAAGGAAUUGCUCCAAAAGAGGCAGCAAAAAGCACUUGUUCACAACAUGCAUGAACAAAUGCCAGUUAAACCUCAAUUAACUAGUGUUUCUUAUCCCCUUGAUCAAAAUAAAUUAAUCAAAAGAUCACGUUCAGUCAUAACGCCAAGAAAACCUCGAGCUCCUAAAGAUAAGAAAUCUAAAGAGAAACCACUCAAACUUCUAAAAGAGCCUGUGAAGCAGCAAAACAAUAGUAAGAUUGUCCAUAUAUCUGAUAGUCCUGUUUUUUAUUCAGACCCAGGUUUUGAAAGCUGUUACUCACUAGAAGACAGUCUGUCUCCUGAUCAUAAUUAUAACUUUGAUAUUAACACCAUAGGGCAGACUGGAUUUGGUAGUUUAUAUUCCGCAAGUCAGUUUGUUCCAGCUGAUCAAAAUCUGCCACAGAAAUUUCUGAGUGAUGCUGCUCAGGAUCUUUUUCCUGGACAAAUGGCAGAAACUGAAUUUUUGAGUCAUAAUAGCAAAAUGUCUAAAGAAGAAAAUCAUUAUUCAGAUCCAACAACAUGGUUAAGAUCUGGUCCACUAAGUCCUCAAGUAUUUGAUAAAAGGCUUUUGGAUAACAAUGAAAACCAUCUUCACAGUGUGUGGAAAAAUAAUGUUCUUUCAUCAGCAUCUCAUCCUAGCUCACCAGGAGAUGUACAACAGGCAGAAAUAUACCAGAAGGAACAAUUCCAGUUGGACAGAAAUGCUGUUAAAAAAGGGAUUUUUCUUAAUCUUUCAUCACCAAAUAACGAUUGGAGUCAAAAUCACUUCAGAAAGGAAGCUGCUUUUGAAUCAAGCCAGCCACUUGACUCAGCUAGCAUCUCUUUUUCUUCUAUAUUAUCUUCACCAGAUGCUGAACUUAUGGAUGCAGCUUCUGAAGAUUUAGAGUUAUAUAUUUCAAGAAAUAAUGGAUUAACACCAACCCCAGAUAGUUCACCAAGAUCUACAAAUUCACCCUCGCAGUCAAAAAAUGGAAGUUCUCGUGCUGCGCACAUCCUUAAACCUCUGAUGUCACCUCCAAGUCGCGAAGAAAUCAUGUCAACUUUAGUGGAUCAUGAUCUUGCAGAAACAAUAUAUCAGGAACCAUUUUGCAGCAAUCCUUGUGAUGCACCAGAAAAGCCCAGAGAGAUUGGAGGAAGGCUGCUCACUGUCGAAACAAGACUUGCAAAUGAUCUGCUUGAAUUUGAGGGAGACUUCUCACUGGAAGGACUACGACUGUGGAAGACUGCUUUUCUUGCAAUGGCUCAGAGCCCUAGACCUGGUUCUCCCCUUCGCAAUAGCCAAUCCACUGCAGAUAAAAAACAAAGAAAUAGCCAUAAAACAACUAGUGAAGAAAAAAAAAUAGUGAUUAUGCCUUGUAAAUGUGCACCAACUUCCCAACAAGUUGAAUCGUGGCUUCAGGCCAAAGAAGAUUAUGAACUCUUCAGGAAAAGAACUGUCAUUAAAGGGACUGAGAUAGUAACAACUGACAGCUUGAAAUGUAUGUCUGUACCUGAAAAUCUCUGCUAUGAAAUGGCCAAGGCAAUUAAUGAGUGUUCUGAUUUACCCAGUGUUGAAGCCAGCAAAUCUGCUGUGCAUUCAGAAACUUUUUGUAUUUCAUCAAAUCCUAUACCACCACAAACAAUGGGAAACUGUGAUACAAAUAAUGCAGAACUGAGUAAGGCUGUGCCCCAAAACAGGCCUCUGCCACUUGUCGCUACAGCAAUAGAGUCCGAGAAAAAGGAGGAAGGGGAUUAUGAUAAUUUUAGCUCCCCUGAUUCGCCAGUUCUUCCUCCUUGGCAACAAGUAGCAUCCCCAGAUUCCAAACAGUCCUCUUCAGAGGACUCAGAAGAUAUAUUGUUGUCUGUGGAAGAAAGUGAAACAGUAGCCAAGAGAGUACAGAAGCUUGUCAGAGAGAAAAGCAAGGCACCCUUCAGUGUGUCUCCAUCAAGAGAAUGUGAUGGCAAUUUUGAAACCAUUUGCUUCCACAGCACACCGAUUAGGGAGAAAAUGUGUCGAGAAGGAAUAUCAGAAGCACUUGCAUUUACGCCAUUAUUACCAGGACCAAAAGCCCAGAAGUUGAAUCAUAGAAGAGGAAGUAAUGUUGAUGCUCUUCGAAAAGUACUUUUAACCACACAAGUUAAGAAUCAAUUCACUGCCAGAAAUGUCCCAAAGAAAGAGACAUCUCAGAUUGAAGGACCAUCUUUAAACAACUCCUAUGGUUUUAAAAUAAGUAUACAAAAUCUUCAGGAUGCAAAAGCUUUACAUGAGGUUCAGCACCUUACACUCUUCAGUAUAGAAUUACAUGCUCGAACGAGAAGAGACUUGGAGGCAGAUCCUGAGUUUGAUCCUAUCUGCGCUUUAUUCUACUGCAUCUCAUCUGACACACCAAGACCAAAUACUGAUAAAAUGGAAAUUACUGGUGCUAUAGUGAUUGAUAAAGACAGAGCACGAACAAUCAUAAGCCAAGGUAACAGAGAACAUGCGCCUUUGCUUACAAGAUCUGGUAUCUCAGGAUUGGAAGUCACCUACGCUACUGAUGAGAGAACACUUUUCCAGGAGGUAGUGAAUAUUGUUAAAAGGUAUGAUCCGGAUAUUUUAUUAGGCUAUGAAGUCCAGAUGCAUUCUUGGGGAUACCUCUUACAGAGGGCUGCUGCCUUAGGUGUUGAUUUAUGCCAGAUGAUCUCGCGUAUUCCAGAUGAUAAAAAAGAAAAUAGAUUUGCUGCAGAGCAAGAUGAAUAUGGGUCUGAUACAAUGAGUGAAAUAAACGUUGUUGGACGAAUUAUCUUAAAUAUUUGGAGAAUUAUGAGAAAUGAGGUGUCUCUAACUAAUUAUACCUUUGAAAAUGUUGGCUUCCAUGUACUUCACCAGCGUUUUCCACUGUUUACCUCUCGCAUUUUGUCUGAUUGGUUUGACAACAAGUCAGACAUCCAUAGGUGGAAACUGGUUGAUUAUUACAUUAGCCGUGUUCGUGGGAAUCUCCAGCUGUUAGAUCAACUGGACUUGAUUGGCAGAACAAGUGAAAUGGCAAGGCUGUUUGGCAUUCAGUUCUUGCAUGUGUUAACAAGGGGAUCACAGUACCGUGUAGAGUCAAUGAUGUUACGCAUUGCUAAACCAAUGAAUUACAUUGCUGUGACUCCUAGUGCUCAGCAGCGGGCUCAGAUGAGAGCCCCACUAUGCAUUCCUCUAAUAAUGGAGCCAGAGUCUCGUUUCUACAGUAAUGCUGUCCUCGUACUAGACUUCCAGUCUUUGUAUCCAUCUAUAAUAAUAGCAUACAACUACUGUUAUUCUACAUGCUUGGGACAUGUUGAGAACUUGGGAAAAUAUGAGGAAUGUAAAUUUGGCUGCACAUCUCUGAGAAUAACUCCAGAUUUACUGUAUCAGCUUCGGCAUGAUAUUACAGUAUCACCUAGUGGAAUCGCUUUUGUCAAGCCUUCUGUAAGAAAGGGUGUAUUGCCAAGAAUGCUAGAAGAAAUUCUGAAGACUAGAAUAAUGGUGAAGCAGUCAGUGAAAACUUACAAGCAUGACAAAGCUAUCACUCGAAUGCUUGAGGCACGACAGCUUGGUCUUAAACUUAUAUCUAAUGUCACUUACGGUUAUACUGCUGCUAAUUUUUCUGGAAGGAUGCCAUGCGUAGAGAUUGGUGACAGUAUUGUUCACAAAGCCAGAGAGACUUUGGAGCGUGCAAUAAAACUGGUGAAUGAUACAAAAAAAUGGGGAGCACGAGUUGUGUAUGGGGAUACAGACAGCAUGUUUGUACUUCUGAAAGGCGCUACUAAGGAACAGUCUUUUAAGAUUGGUCAAGAAAUUGCUGAAGCUGUAACAGCUACCAACCCUAAGCCAGUAAAACUGAAGUUUGAGAAGGUUUAUUUGCCAUGCAUUCUACAAACCAAGAAGAGAUAUGUUGGUUAUAUGUAUGAAACACUGGACCAGAAGGACCCAGUAUUUGAUGCCAAAGGCAUAGAAACUGUCAGAAGAGAUUCUUGCCCUGCUGUUUCCAAGAUACUUGAGCGUUCUAUUAAACUACUGUUUGAAACACGAGAUAUAAGUCAGAUCAAGCAGUUUGUACAAAAUCAGUGCAUGAAACUAUUUGAAGGAAAAGCCAGCAUGCAAGACUUCAUCUUUGCAAAAGAGUACAGAGGAAGCUCUGCUUACAGACCUGGAGCCUGUGUACCAGCCCUAGAAAUCACAAGGAGGAUGCUUGCAUAUGACCGGCGGUCUGAGCCACGAGUUGGUGAAAGAGUACCUUAUGUCAUUGUGUAUGGCAUUCCAGGAUUACCUCUCAUACAGUUAGUAAGACGACCCAUUGAGGUUCUGCAAGAUUCUAAUCUAAGGCUCAAUGCAACUUACUACAUCACCAAGCAAAUUCUUCCUCCAUUGGCUAGAAUCUUGUCACUUGUUGGCAUCGAUGUUUUUAGCUGGUAUCAUGAAUUACCCAGGAUCCAGAAAGCUGCCACUACUUCGCAUAGUGAGCAAGAAAGCCGUAAAGGAACAAUUUCCCAGUAUUUCAGUACUUUACAUUGUCCAGUUUGUGAUGAACUGACUCAGCAUGGGAUCUGCAGUAAAUGUAGGAGUCAGCCACAGCAUGUAGUGGUGAUUCUUAAUCAAGAAAUCCGAGAGCUGGAGCGUAAACAUGAACACCUGACCAAGAUAUGCAAGAACUGUACAGGUUGCUUGGAUCGACAAAUACCAUGUGUUUCUCUGAACUGUCCAAUACUUUUCAAGGUGUCCAGAGUGAACAGAGAAUUAUCUAAGGCAUCCUAUCUUCACCAACUACUUGACCAGUUUUAGAUUACCUUUUUCACAGGAUUUCUGGUGCUAUUUUUUCAAUGUUUACCACUCUUGACUAUCAUGCAUGGUCCUUCGAUUUCAUUUUGUCCAGGAUUUUCAUUAACUGAUGGUUUAUUCUGAAGAAUAAUGAAUGUUUGUCCCUAAGUAAAUUAAGACAUUUGUUAAUUGUGAAUUCUCUUUUUUAAGAUGUACAAUCUUCAUUUUCCUGCCUUUUUAACAUACUGUUUUAUAAUGCAGAUGUUGAAAUAGCUGUGUUAACAUCUUGUAAAUCCAUUUAUGGGCCUCUGAGAAAGAAGUUCUGAAAACUUCUUAGGAAAAAUACCAUUGUGUUUUAUCAGACUGUCAGUAUCAGGACAUGUUACUUGUAUUUAAUUCACUUUAUAAUUUUGACUGCAGAAUAUUUUGUAAAUACACUUUUUUACUUUUCAAACUGAGUAAAAUAAUGUGCAAUGAAUUUUAUACAAACAAUUUUAAAGUUGGAUGGGGUAUUUCCUCUUAAGUUUUGCUUGAUUCCAAGUAGAUUUGUUGUUUUGACCAGACGGUGCAAACAGUAGUACGUGUAGCAUUUUUGAAAUACUUUCUAAAAAUCACUGUCAUGCUUUAGCUAUUAAUCGGGCAUUGUGAGGAUCUGUGCAAAGACAUUUUUGUUACAAACCUGUGGGACUGUUGCAAUACUUUAAUAACUUUAUUCCAUUUUUGCUUUUGUAUAGACAUUUCUACUGCUUCUAAAUAUGCUUAAUAUUUCAUUAUGUACUGUACAGUUAAAUCUUAUUUGCCAUUAUCUUGACAAAAUGUGUAUUUAGAACAUUUGUAUAACUGUAAAAAAAAGAAAAGGAAUUAUGUGGUCACGGUGCAGUUUUUUUUUAAUUGGAAAUCAUUUUGUUUAAUUAAUGGAAACCAUAGUAAAAUUGAAUAAAAUAAAAUGGUAAAUGUAAA